AUGGAAGACAACGGCCUCCGCCCCUUGAACCGGUACAUCACCACCCACGACGCCAACGGCGUAACUGGGUUUCAGGAGCAGCUACCAGACUCCCUCCAAUGGCAACAGCUCGCCAACGGCGCACGCUUCUCCCUAGGCUACGCAACAAACGAGAUCCCCGUCGAACUCAGCGAUGACAAGGACCUCGACGUAUACCAAUCCUACCUCAAAGACCUUCCUGGGAUCACGAUCCCCGGCGGAACGGUCCUUCGCGUCGUCGACAUGAACCCCGCCUCGAUCUCUCCCAUGCAUCGUACGGUCAGUUUAGAUUACGGGGUUGUUCUCGAGGGAGAGGUUGAGCUUGUGCUGGACUCGGGUGCUACGCGGUUGUUGAAGCGGGGGGACAUCGCUGUGCAGCGGGGGACAAACCACGCGUGGAGAAACCCGAGUAAGACGACGUGGGCAAGAAUGCUGUAUGUUUUGCAGGAGGCGAAGCCAAUUCAGGUCAAUGGGAAGGAUUUGGAGGAGGAUUAUGGGGGUGGGAUGGAUGAUGUCAGGCCGUCGAAAUGA
Aspergillus calidoustus is the source of this 549-nucleotide messenger RNA. NCBI's taxonomy places the organism in Eukaryota, Fungi, Ascomycota, Eurotiomycetes, Eurotiales, Aspergillaceae. The record is from the annotation of a GenBank genome assembly.